Tetrahymena thermophila SB210 is the source of this 4449-nucleotide messenger RNA. Its product is annotated as Rab-GTPase-TBC domain protein. Gene Ontology annotation, molecular function: guanyl-nucleotide exchange factor activity. The record is from RefSeq and is a predicted model, not a curated record. NCBI's taxonomy places the organism in Eukaryota, Ciliophora, Oligohymenophorea, Hymenostomatida, Tetrahymenidae. Gene Ontology annotation, biological process: regulation of ARF protein signal transduction. The transcript has 5 exons.
AUGAAUAAUCCUGAAUAAUAUGGAUCUGUUAAGAAGAAGCUAGCAAAUAUUUCUUCUUUUUAAGCAGGGCCAUAAGCGCUUGUGCAAGAUCCUUAAAUUUAAUAAGCUAAAUCUGACCAUGCUGCACCAUCUGCAUAUUCAACUUCGCAAUUUUCUACCACUUCAAUGCGUGAUGGUAGCAAUAUGAUAUAUUAAAAUGGCAAUAUCUAAUAAUCUAACCAAUAUAGACUAGAUUUAAGCAGCACAAAAAAGGAGCAAGGUUUAAGUGAUUAGGAAUAUAAAGGAGCAAACAUCAGUAAAAAUAAAUCUAUUGAUAUAAAGGACUUUUAAAUUGAGACAGAUUAAAUAGAUGAAAAUAAGCUAGUUAAAUAAAAAUCAAAUAGCUCUAAAAUUAGAAAUUAAAAUAGCUCAGAAUCUAAAAAAUCGAUAUAAAAAUCAAAUUCGGAUUCAAGUGAUCCACAAAUUAUUAUUUAAUAUAAUUCAGACGAAGAAGAUGGAGAUGAAAGUGAAGAAGAUAAUGCUCAUGAUGACGAUGAUGAUAAUGAAGAAGAAGAAUAUAAAAAUAAUUCUGCUAAUAAUCAUUUUUCAUAGAAGAAUUUAAAUGGAAAUGCACCUUAAAAGUAGUAGUAGUAAUAAGCAGAAAGAAGAUUUAGUGAUAACAAGUAAUCAGUAGAUUAAUUUUCUUAGAAUGGAAUAAAUAAAAAACCAAAUUAGUCUCCCUUUUAGCAUUCAAAUACCAAUUAAUCAUAGAAAACUUCUCCAAUGAAUUAAAAUAGGAGCAUUAAUGGAAACUAAUAUUAAGGUGAAAGCAUCAAUUAGAAUUAAGAAAAUAAGAAACAAAUUAAAGAUUAUAACAUUAAGGAUAAUGAAGAAGACUUUGAGGAAUAUAAUAUUUAAGCAAGCUCUAAAGUAGAAAAUUAGAUAUAAAAUGUGAAUGAUUAAAAUCCUUCUCUUAAUUUAAAUUCAGGUACUAUUCUUGAGGGAGUUAAUGGAUUCAAUUAAAAAGAUCAUUCAAACAACACUACAAAGAGCACAUAAGGAUAUAAAAUAAACUCUAUACAUCUCAACAACCACGAAUAAUAUUUAAAAUAGACCAUACCAAUUUCAUCAAACAAUCAAUAAGUGAACAAAUAAAGAUCGCAAUCAAAUUAAGGCAACAUCAAUCCUUUAUAUUCUAACACUGAAAAUAAAAGUCAUAGAGCAAAAACCAUAUUUGAUAGAAAAGUAGUUAAUGGAGAAACUUAAAAUACACAAAACACUCCUUAAAAUAAUAGACUUUCAGUUUUAGAAGAGAAAUUUUCAACAGAAUAAAGUGAAAGAUUAAAUGAAUAGCAAUUUACUAGUUAUAAUACUAAUUGGAAUCAAAGUAUUUCACCAGAAAAACAGAAUCGCUUAUCCAACCAAAUGAAUAUCAAAGAAACAAACAACAGCUUUUACAAAGAGAAAGAAGCUGAAUAACUAGAGAGCGAUGCCAAUCAUAUUUAUAAUAUAAAUUAACCAAAAGAUAAAGAAAGCUUAAUUUAAUUUGAAGAUGCUUCGAAAGAAAACAGUUUCAACUCAAAAGGUAAACGAAAACUAUCAUUUAAUGAACAUGAAGAUCAUGUUAUUUAAAGAAAUGCUUUAAAUAAAGAAUCUUUUGAAAUUCAUUACAGCAAUCAUAAGUAAAAUUAACUGUUUUUAGACUCGUCUCACUAGCUCAAAGAAAUAGAAGAAAGCUAGUUAAAAAGAAUAAUUUCUGAUACAAAUCAUCAGAAGAAAAAUUUAUUAGUAAAAGAUGAAAUGGGUAACUCAAACAAUAACAACUUAGAUAUUGGAAAUUAAGAUUUAGGAAAACAUAUGGGAAAGGAAAUAGUUAUUAUUCCCAGCAGCAUUACAAAUAAUAAUAUUUAAGGUGGUUAAAAAUAAAUUUAGUCUGAAAGAGUAAACACAAAAUCUUCAAGCUAAAGUAAACUCUAAACAACUGCUCUUAACAAACUUGAGCUUGAGAAAAAGAAAGAACGUAAAAUAUAAAAGUUCUGUCAAAAAUUUUUUAAAGAUUUGCUUAAAAAUCGUUCUGGUGUUCCAACUCUCACCUAGAAUAAUAGAAAAAUGAACUUAGAUUCUGAGACUCCAAAUCCAGACUAUAACCAACAAAGAUCAGCCAAAGAAGGUUUGCUUAAUGAGGAUCUUAGAAAAGAAUUAUUUAACAUUGAAGAGCAUCAAAAGUACAGACUCGUUAUGGAUCAAUUUUUAAAGAAAUUUAAUAAGAAUCCUAAGGAAGCUAUUUAGUUUUUAAUUGAAAAAUAAUUAUGUGAUGAUUCUGAUGAAGAUAUCGCUUACAUGCUUUUAACUACUGAAGGUUUAAAUAAGGAGUAAUUAGGUCAAUUUUUUGGAAGUAAUAAAGAAAGGAACUAGAAAAUUUUAGAAGCUUUUUGUGGACUGAUGGAUUUUAGAAACUUGAGGUUUGAUGAAGCCAUGAGACUAUUUUUAUCUCGUUUUAGAUUACCAGGAGAGUCUUAAUAAAUAGAUAGAAUUGUUUAGAAGUUUACAAAAGUAUAUAGUAAUGAUAAUCCAACAGUUUUUAAAGAUGAAGAUACUCCUUAUAUUCUUUGCUACUCUGCUAUCAUGUUGAACGUCGAUGCUCACAGUGAAAAAAUAGAGAAGAAUAGAAAGAUGUAAAAGGCUACAUUCGUUUCUAAUAAUCUUCAAUGUACAAGAAAUGCAGUUUCAAAGGAAUUUUUAGAGCAACUCUAUGAUAAUAUUGUUAAAGAAAAAUUCGAAACAAAAGUAGAUUAUAUCGAAAAAAUUUAUUCAAGAGUGCCCAUAGACUCUAUGAAAACAUAGUUUGAUGGUUAAAAUCGUAUUCGUAUUUUAAAGGAGCUUCAGAAUGGGUAUAAUUUUCUUAAAUAUGGGCGAUACGGUAAGCCUCAUAUGAGAAAAGUUUUCAUAAACGAAGCUAGAGAUAAGAUAGUUUGGAAUGAAGUAAGUGAAUAACCAUAAAUGAAUAAUCUUAUGGAUAAAAAUGCGAAUCAAAAGCAGCCAGUUGAGAAAAAAUUUAAAUAGCGCUAUAUUCUUAUAAAGGAUAUUACUGAUCUUACAUUAGGUAGUAACGCUACUGAAGUAAUGAAAAAGAACAACGUUCCUCCUGAAUUUGAUUAAUUCUGCUUCUCUAUAAUAACUUCAAAGCGAACUCUGGACUUAAAGAGCAACGACAUGGAUACUAAAUUUAAAUGGAUUGCUUUUCUAUAUAACGAUUUGAAUGAUAAAAGAUAACAAAGAAAAAAUAAAGCUAGCAUAACUCCUGAAUAAAAGUAAAUAAAUUAAGAGCGUAUUAAUGAAAUAUGGAGACUCGAUAUCUUCUCUAAAUGGGAAGAUCAUUGGGAUUAUACUUCUUCUAAACCUAAAAAUAUUUCAAAGUAUGAAAAAAAAUUUUAGAAAUCUAAUUUUUUCUCUUCAAUUUGCUCGUGUUUAAGUAAAAGAAAUCAAAAUGGAAAUAUUAAAUCUUUAAAUGAAGAAAAUAAUUCAAAUAAUAGCUAAGUUCCUUUUGGGUCUAAAAAAGACUACGAAGAACUUGACCUAGCCCACCAGAAUAAUAAAUCUUUGCUUCUUAUUUCACUUUGGAAAAUAGGAAUGCCUAAAUGGGUAAGAAAAACAAUAUGGCCUCUGAGUAUUGGAAAUCGUCUAGAAAUAACUGAAAAUCUAUACAAAAUAUUGCUUAAAUAAGUAUAAGUAUCAGAAAAUAACAUAGGAAUAGCAAACAAUCAGAUAAUGAUUUCUAUCGAAAAAAUGAAAGCUGAUUUAAGUAAUAGAAGUGGGAAAAGAUUCUUUUCCUAAUUUAAUGCACCUUAGCUAAAAAUGCUAGAGAAUGUUUUAAGUGCAUUUAUCUUUUACAGACCAGACGUAGGCUAUAUUAAUGAAGCUAUGCCAAAUCUUGCAGCAGUACUGAUAUCUCAAUUAGAUGAAGAAUAUGCUGUUUUUAAAGCUUUCAUAAAUUUAUUACAUUCCUACCACUUUUUGACUUUUUUUAGAGGUGAAAUGAGCGAAAUUAAAUGGAGAGUUUAGUUUUUUAAUGAAUAUCUUCAAAAGAGAAUGCAUCUUGUUUUACAACACUUUAAGGCUCUGGAUUUAAGUUCAGAAUUGUUUGUUAUGCACUGGUUCUUAAAUUUAUUUUCAAAUGUAUUUGAUUAAGAAACUGUACUUAGGAUUUGGGAUAACUUCUUACUCGAAGGAGAAGUUUUUGCCUAUAAAGCUGGAAUAGCAUUUAUAGAAUAUUUCCAUUUAGAAUUUAAAAUGGCGACUUUUGAUGAUGCUAUAAAUUUCCUUAAAAAUCCACCAGAUGACAUAUUCUGCUCUGAUUUAUAUUUUGACAUUAUUGAAGACAUAAAAAUACCAGUAAAAGAUUUCAAUGACCGUUUAGAUUAGUAGAAUGUUGCUAAAUUAGCUCCUUACAUCCUACAACAGCUCUUAUGA